Molecule: messenger RNA, 1373 nt
Organism: Cokeromyces recurvatus
Lineage: Eukaryota; Fungi; Mucoromycota; Mucoromycetes; Mucorales; Mucoraceae
Exons: 5
Coding region: 10-1242 (410 amino acids)
Biological process (GO): positive regulation of translation
Cellular component (GO): cytoplasmic stress granule; cytosol
Molecular function (GO): mRNA 3'-UTR binding
Source: RefSeq, a predicted model, not a curated record
ACUACUACAAUGACUACACAGUUUGAUUUAAAGAAUCAGUUAGAAUUUUAUUUCUCUAGGCAGAAUUUGAUCAAUGAUACAUACUUAGUAUCACAAAUGGAUUCUGAGUUAUAUGUACCAAUCUCACUUGUUGCAAAUUUUACACGUAUUCGUGAACAUACAACAGAUAUGAGUCUGAUCAUAAAGACAUUAAAGAGCUCUUCAGCAGUCAUUGUGGAUGAGACAGAAACAAAAGUAAAGCCUAAUAUAUCAUUAAAACGAAAUACUGUUAUUUUAAGAGAUGUACCUGAGUGUACAGAAGAAGAAAUAAACGAAUUAUUAAGAGAGUUGGAUUCACCACUUGUUCAAUCUAUAAAACAAGAUAUUGGUAACAUGUGGUACUUUACAUUUGAGACAGAGGAAGAUGCCUUGAAGUUAUUAUUAAGUGUUAGAGGUAAAACGUUUAAAGGACAAGAUAUUGCUGCUAGAAUGAAAUCUGAACCCAUAUUAAGAAUAAAGACAAAUAGCGACAACUUGCCAGGCGAUAAUAUUAGUAUUUAUAUCACUUCUCCUUAUAAUAAAUCGACAAAUAAUAAACUAUCUUUAAAGACCAAUAUGAAUACUACGAUAACAGAGGAUUCUAAAAAUAAUCAUCAUGUACUAUCAAAAGACAAAGUAGACUCCACAUUAUAUGAGAAACCAUCUGCAUUUCCUAUAUUUGAUACCCCAUCAUUACCACCUCUCUAUAUGGGAUACUAUUAUCAUCCUUCUUCAAUAACAUCAGUACCAAAUACCUUUUAUCCUUCUUCUACUAACAAUAAAUACACACAAGUAACAAGAUCUACUUACAAAAGAUACAAUAGUCAUCCCAAGGGAAAUGAUAGAAAAUCAUUGCGUAAUACAAAUAAUAGACAGCAAAAAUCAAGAUCUGAAUUGAGUAGUGGUUCUUCAGUAUCAUCUAUCACACUAUUAGAAAAUAAUUUUACUCAAUUAUCCAUUUCUGAAGUAGAGCAGAUUCCUCGAAAGCAAUCGACUCAUCAUUAUUCAUUACGACAGCCUUUAUAUCGAAACCAUAGUCAUCAUAAAAUACAUAAUGAACAACAAGAUACAAAUAAGAAUAAUAAACAAGAAAAGAAUCGUAAUAAUAAGUUCGAUUCGACAGAACAUCGUUAUCUUCAUAAAAAGAAAAAAGAACCUACAACAAGGAAAUCUUACUCAACAAACGCAAUUAGUAUAAAACAAGAAGUAAUGAAAGCUUAUUAAAAACCGAAGAAGAUCUAUCAGCUCUUUGUCAAAAAGUUCAAAUUUUAAAAAAGUCAUUCAGUUAUGCGGAUAUGCUCAAGAAAACAGAACCAAACAAAAACAAUACAUAAAAUAUGUAUCUUUUCUUUUUU